UAACGGACGCGGUGUGUCAGUCCAUGGCUGCACGUCGACGAGUCACCUACACCUUGAAAUUCGGUGCAUAAAAUGUCUGAGGCGGAGGAUGGCCCGGGCAAAGUCAGUAACUUGACAGCGGUGGAGGCGAUCUCGGCGAGGCUGGCGGAAGUGACGCGGCUCGCCGAGAAACUGGACGCUAGACUCUGCGAGGCGGGCGCCAGGACUCGUCCAGUUCCUAUGUCGUCGUCCGCCAUGUCCUCCGCUUCAUCUUUGUUCUCAUUGUCAUCGUCCACACCGGCUACCACCGCUUCCUCGUCGAUUCAACCCACUUCCGCUACCAUUUCGUCGAUUCCUACGUCCUCUUCGUCUGCAACAUCUUCAUCCACUGCACAAGUUCAACCGAAAUCCACGGUUACUGCUGUGAAAGGAACUGCCUGGAGUUCAACGACUUCAGGGAUGCCGACCACGGCACCAUUGAUCGAUGGGGCAGCUGGAAGAGUACCGUCUCCUUUGCUGGAGAGUUCUUUGAAGAAAGCUGUCGAGAGCGAGACUCGGAUGGAGACUUGCGAGCAGCUUUCGGGAGAUGACAGGAGUGGGCAGGAGAGUGCCGAUGAUAUAGUCGACAAAUCUUGCGAUGAUAGUUUAGCUGACGACUCGAACGUGGAGUGUUAUGUGACUGCCACUGACUGUUCGAUAACUCCGACGGCUCGUUCAAGAAGCGAAUCCUUCGUUACGUCUCCAGAAUGCGAAGACCUUGCUGCUCCAGCAACCAUGACGACUACGAGCGAUACUUGGUGGAACGUGGAAGAACCAAAAUUUGGCACAGCCACCGCAACAAUGUCGUCGUGCGUCGUUAAGCAAGCCGUCGAGCUUCCAAAAAUUUCGGAAGCAGAGAAAAAGGAGACAUUAAUCGAAAUUUCGAAGCCAGAAAUCUGCGAGACGUCUGGGGAAAAGAAGGUUGAAAAGGUUGUGUCAAUAGAAAGGAGAGCAGAUGAGAAAUCAGGCAAAAUCGUGAAGGAAGUCACAGAGACUACAACUCUGCGCGUAUCGCAUGACACGCGGCUGGGAGUCGCAUCUUACAAAGUGAUAUCUAAUGUUGUGCAAGAUCAUCGUGAAAACGUUGAUGUCAAAGAAAUCAAGGAUCUCGAGCGCAUGGUAACACCAGAAGGCUACAAGAAAACGAACGGUUAUCAUCACGAAGCGGAGCUAGGUCCAAAAAGUGAAUCGUACAGUCGCAGAGACGAGUUGUCGACGAAGUCGGACGACGUCGAACGCGUGAUCAAAUUCACGAAAGUCAGCGAGACCAGCGAAGAACAGAAAUCGUUCGCAGCAUCUGCGGAGGCGACGAAGGACAUGACGUUGUCUUUGAAAGAGUACACCAGGCAUCACGAGGACAGCGGUAUCGAAAUGUCGCCCACGAAGAGGGAGGACAGCCUGGAAGGACAAGAUUUCCUCGAGAGAGCGAGGAAGAAGAGAAUUACGAGAAUGGUGGACGGCCACGACGCGAUGGAAACGACAGAGAACAGUGAUGGACCUCGUGAGAAGGAAUCACGAGCGGUGAUGGAGAGCAACGAGGACGCGCCGCAACAAACCACGACACCGACAACCACCAUAAGCACCAUCGCUGUGCAGAGCGGUGAAACGCGUCUGGUGAUCGCUCUACUUCAAAGCGGCGAAUGGCUCAGGCUGAAGGUACUGGAAGUCCAGCCGGAAUUAACGAAGCUCGGCGCCUCGGUCGAAGAAGCUACUGAGCUUUCGAGUGCACACGACGAAGUUCUGCUUCGAUUACAGAGCAAACAGAGCCCAGUGGAGGAAUUGCUUAGACAGGCUGAUCAGCUGAUUUCGAAUCAAAGGCCAAGGGCGGAAGUUUACGCAGCGAUGGCGGAAACUUUGGGCCAAGCUUGGCACGACGUAAACGAGCUCCUGGAGCGCCGGAAACAGAUCCUCGACUGCAACGUAUUGUUCCAAUGCCGCGCGGAAGAGUGUCGAGAAAGCAUGAGGGCCCUCGAGAUGACGUGCAACGACACGCUGCUACCGAUCGAAAUCGAGGCAGUGAAGAAUUUCCUGACGAAGAUCCAGGAUCUUCGGAAGAACAUGUUGGAGGCGUUGAGGGGCGCCCUGCAGGAGGGAAAGAGCUUAUUGGACAGACUGAAGGAGAUCGCGAAUGAAGGCUCCUUGGACUCCAGGCCAGACAGAAUUAAACUGGAAGCUGAUCACGCCGUGAUAAAAGUUGAAAGGUGGUUGGAGGAGCUCCACGACAGAAGACAAUUGAUCGAGACAUCGUAUCGCAGUCGCAAGACUCAGUUGGAGCAAUGCCUGGCUCUAGCUCUGCUAGCUACCGAUUUACGCGAUCUUGAAGAGAUCUUGAACGACAGGAUCGCUGCUCUGUCGAGCAGCUGCGAUCAACUCGGUGAUUCCGCGUCGAGUGCGGAAUUACUUCUGUUCGAAUUGAAGAAGUUACAAGCUGAAGCGAAGGAAUUUCAAGACAGAUCGAUCAAGAUAACGAAGUCGACCGAACGAUUAGUGUCCUCAGGACACUUCGCUGGCGAACAAGCGACAGAACAAGCUUAUGCUAUCCUCGGCGCUGCGGCCGAUUAUGUGAACGAUUUAGACCAGUACGAGUCGUUGUUGAACAGGGCCGUGGCGUUUUUCGAUUCGGCUCGAUCGGCCAUUACGAAAUUGGAUCAGCUUGAGAUUCAGUUGGUGACAACAGAACAUCCCCUAUAUUCGGCCCGAUUAGCCCGUUUCCAUGCUCAGACAGUUACCACCAUAGAAGAUGUGACCUCGAAGCCUUUGGCGGAGGGAUACGCUCUCCUCGACAUCACAGGAAGGGGAGCGCCUGGAGCUGAGGGCGUAAAGCGCAUGGUAGAAGAACUGGAGAACCGCAAGAUCAAGCUGAUGGAGCGGUGCACCGCCCACGAGGAGGAGAAUCUCGAGAUAUCGAGGAUCAUAAACAUGUUCCUGGCGAAACACGACGAGCUACGAAAAUGGCUGGCGAGCAUACCAGACGCUUUCCUGCAGGGCCAUCAAGAUAUGGGCAGCGACGUGGCGAUGGCCAAGGAUUUCUGCCGGUUGCAUCGGCAGCUCUUAAGCGAUCUCGAUCAAAGGACCGACGAUGUGCAGCAUUUGGAGUUCGAAAUACUUCCUGUGGCGGAUAGGCUGGAGGAAUUGCAGAAAUUGGAGUUGAAAUCGAAGGCUGCGGAGCUUUUAAACUUUUGGACGAGCACGAGACACCUAAUUGCUAAGAGGAUCGAGCUGGGCAGCCUUUAUUUGCAGUUCCAUUUGGACGUGGAGGAAUUGACUAGGGAGAUCGAAUCGGUGGAAAGCGAGUUGACGAGACCAGCCGACAUGGCGAUGAAAGUCGAGGAGAUUGAAAGACGAUGGGACCAUCUGCAGUCCCUUUACUCAAAGAUGACCGGAAAUGGAAAGGCGUUCUUGGACGCAGCUGUGAAGAUCGACGACCCUUAUUUGGAUGUACACAGAGCUUGCUUAUGCGUUCAGACUCUCCUAGAUAAGUUCGCUAACAGACAGUUACAGUUGAAGAGAAUCACCAACGAGAUUUUGAUAGAGAAACGUAUCAAGUAUGAACGAAGAAUCGAAGAAAGCACAAAGACAUUAGAAACGGUAAUCAAGUUCAGCGACCAAUUAUAUCCAAUAAUAAGGACUCUGUCCUCCGAGACAUCGGUGAUCCUUCAGGAUCUACAAAAUUCGAAAAUGCGAGUUCCCUCUGAAUUGAACAAGUCUGCGAACGAAUUGGAUUCUAGAAUUGCAAGCAUGAUUUCUUUAGAUCAAAAAGGAGAAAGUCAAAUUACCGAAGAGAUCCUAAAGAGGCUUCAACAGAUGCAGCAAGAUCUACGUACAACGGCUCGAGACUACGAAUUUCUUUUGGAUUCAAUGAUUUCUGAAUUUCAAAAUAUGAACGAGCUCAAACGUGAUAUCGACCAGUUGAAAGUCCAAGCAGAGCAAGUUAUGUCCUUAAAGAACUUAAUCGAAAUAGAAACCAUUUCAAGCGAGCUGACCACGAAGCGAAAAUGCAUUAACGAAAGGCUGAGCCAGCUGAAGAGCAAGAUACAAGAAGUGACAGUUAGAAUCCGGCGACAAGAACCUUUGGAAGCUGGCGUCCAGGAUAUCGAGAAAUUGGAACGAGCCAUGAUGACAUUAGAAUUCGAUUUAACUAAUUGCGAGCGCCAGAUUGAGAACAUCGAAGAACAUCGACGGACCUGUAUUUUUGUCGAGGAUCUGGAAAAGAUUCACAGUGAACUACGCGAUCUAAGCGAUCAUUUGAAGAAUGUGGAUGCUAGAAUAGGGGAAAAUCUUCAAACAGCUAAAGCUGUUGCGAGUUCAUUCGUGCAAUUCGAGAAGACUGUCUCGAUUCUGGAAGAAAGAAUUGAGACUUUCGUGAAAACAACUGAGGAGUCGAUAACACUUUUAACACCGGAAAUCGCGAACGAUAUUUCUUCGUUGAGGGAACGAUGGAGAAACUUCAAGGCGAAGGUUGAAGAAACGAAAAGACGAAUGAAUUUAAGUGUCGAGUAUUUCAUACUUUUGGAGGAAGCUAAGGAAUGGAAUAGAAAUGGUAGCAAACUGUUAAUGGUGAUCGCGAGAAAAGCGACCACGGUGAAAACGCCGGACGACGCGAUGGAGCUUCUUCGAGAAAUGGAAAAUUACCUGAAACCGGGCGAGGAGAUACAGGAACAAAGAAUUGAGAAACUGAAAGAGCUGUCGACUAUUGUUUUCGGAACGGAAAGGCUGCCUCAGUUCAACGAGGUGAUACUCGAGAAUCGCCAAAUGCUCGACUCGUUUUCAGUCGUCUCCUCCGAGCUGCGAACGCUGAUGGAAAAUUUGAAAAACGCCGAGGAUAUUCGAGAGAAGCUACGGAUCGAGAAAAAGGAAACGGAUGAGAAGUUGCUGGCAGCUAAACUCGAAAUGGCCGCAGCAGAAGCAGCCAGACAGGAAGCUGAGAACGCAAGGAAAAUCGCGGAAAAGCUUGCAGCUGAAACAUUGGAGAAAGCAACGACAGAAGCGAAGAAAUUGAAAGAAGAAAGAGAAGCUCAAACGAUUCCAAGUGCGCCGUUGUGCUCAGUAUCUGCUCAAACAGAGAAACUGGAAACUACCGACGAAAGUUUCGUAAAGGAAACGGUCACUUCCGCCAUUACCACUAAAGAAAUACAUAUUUUGCAGAAGACGGAAAUCGAAGAAACGGUCCCCGCAUUCGAACGCGAAGCUAGUCCAUCAAAGAAAAUCGUGCCAGAAGAGUCUCACGAGAAUAUCUACGAAAAAGUGCAAAUUGAGCAUACGCCACUGUUGGCUCCAGAGUUUACUAUUCCUCUGAACGACGCGACAGUUCAAGAGGGUGAGAAGUUCACGUUCCAAUGCACUCUCGUGGGCCACCCCUUGCCAGAAGUGGUUUGGUACAAGGAUGGGAUUUCAAUUUUAAAUAACCCUGACUACUUGACGACUUACCUUCACGGCCUUUGCACGUUGACAAUAGAGGAAACUUUCGCCGAAGACUCUGCCAAGUACACUUGCAGGGCGUUUAAUAUAGCUGGUUCGACCGAGACUUCUGCCACGUUGACUGUCAAAGAAACUGCACCGGAAGAGCAACCGAGCCCCCCCGUUUUCGUAAAGGAAUUGUUGGCAUCAGUGGUAACGGAAGGCUCCUCUCAUAAAAUGGAUUGCGUCGUUGAAGGCAAUCCUCUGCCAACGGUACAGUGGUACAAGAACGAAACGAACAUCGAUAAUUCUCCAGAUUACGUUAUCACUUACAACAACGGUGAAGCUGUAUUGAAAUUUGAUGAAGUGUUCCUCGAGGACAAGGCUACUUACACUUGUAAAGCAUCGAAUCGACUGGGCCACGCUUCUACAUCAGCCUCUCUCGAUGUACAAAGUCCAGUAAGUAACACAGAGAAACCACGUUUCGUGACGCCUUUAUCAAAUGCGAUGGGCAGAGCAGGUCAGAGGGUGAAGCUCGAAUGUCAAGCGACCGGAAACCCGUUGCCGACGAUGACUUGGUACCAUGAUGGAAAACCGAUCGAAGAAACUAUGAAUAUAAAGAUACAAACGGACGCUGGCCAGGCCAGCUUGAUCAUCGCGGAGGCGUUCGCGAAGGAUGCCGGAUGUUACGUGGUCACCGCUAGAAACGAGGCGGGGGAAGCGAGCGUGUCCUGCAACGUAUCGGUGAAGGGACGCCUUCCUCACGAGACCAGCGACUCGGAGCUCGCUUGCAGCGACAUGGAGCCCGUCGUGCCCAAGAUACAAAUGCCCCUGAAAGACCUCAAGGCCCAGGAAGGCAGAUCGGUUCGUUUGGACUGCGUGAUUGUUGGCCAACCUGAGCCGGAAUUGUCGCAGGUGAUCUGGUACCACGACGAUCAACCGGUGAAGGAGUCCGCCGAUUUCCAGCUGUUGUUCCAAGGCGACAAGUGUUCCUUAGUGAUUCACGAGGCUUUCCUGGACGACGCCGGCGUGUACAAAGUAGUCGCCAUUAAUUCCGGCGGUGAAGCAUCUAGUCAGUGCAAAUUAACAGUGACGCCGGUUGGUAUUCCACACGAGUUGGAUGGUACGCGACCGGAGGUCGAAGAUACAUUGAUUUCCGGUUCUCCACCGAAGUUCGUAAAACUUCCGACGGACUCGUUGGUGGCCGAGGGCGAGAACGCCAUAUUUGACUGCGCGGUGGUUGGAGAACCGAAACCGGAACUCAGGUGGUUCUCCGACAGCGGCGAGAUCACCGGAAACGAAAGAAUCUUGAUCCAGCAAAAAGAAGAUGGAACAGGGAUGCUUCGAUUCUUGUCCGUGAUUCCCGAAGAUCGAGGAAAUUACAUCGUGAAGGCUACAAACGUUCAUGGCAAAGCGAAAGCAUUCGCCAGGUUGGUCGUGAGAUCUUUGGGCGAUUUUCGAAGGAAAGAAGAGUUCGUGCAAAUGGAGGAGAAGCUCAUCGCGCCAACGUUCAAGGAAAAAUUCGAGGACAGAAGCGUACCAGAAGGGGUCUCUACAAAAUUCGAGUGCAUCGUUGUUGGGAAGCCAUCGCCGAAGAUUCAAUGGCUCUUUAACGAACGACCUGUCCAUGGCAAAGAUUUUUUGGUGUCGGUCAGCGGGGAUCGACAGGUGCUGACGAUUCCGGAGACAGGAAGCACGCAUGUCGGUACUAUUUCCUGUGUGGCGGAGAACGCUGCUGGUAAAGCGGUCUGCAGUGCACGUUUAGAUAUUGGUGGCUGGUUGAGAGAAGAGGUACAUAAGGGAACAGAGGGGGCGGAAGAAGGCGAGAGGGUACUUGAACUAGUCGAAACUCUGCCCAGCGACGAAAUGCAUGCGUCAAGCAGCAGUGACAAACACUUCUUCUCGGAGAAGAUGGCCGAGCCUGGGGGUGAUAACCAGGUGCUGACCAAAAUGUCGCAGAUGAUCACGGAGUCCUCCACCACUCACACGACCACCAAAAAGGAGUACAUCUCGUCUAUGAUGUCCUCCACCCAGUCGAAGUCAGGACAGGAACCGACCAGUGUCUGUGUAAAAACUACGAUCCACAGCACCGAGCAGUCAUCGUCUGACAAUGGAGCACCCCCUGUUGUCCAGUCGUACAAAGUCGAGGAACACGAGAAGAUUAUACAGGACCAGCCAGGUGAGAUUCGACAGGAGAAGACGGUCGUUGUGUCGCAGGACGAGGAGGGCAUUAAACGUGACAUGAAAGCGGCGCAAGCACUGAAACCGACUAGAAAAUCGACCGCGCCGAGGUUCGUCUCACCGAUCACAGGAAUGAUCGUUGAUCAAGGGACAGACAUUGUUCUCGAAGGAAUUAUUGAUGGUUUCCCACAGCCUUCGAUCACCUGGUCGAAGAACGGACAGGAGCUGAAAACGAAAGACGGUAUGCUGAUAAGUUACGCGCACAAUCACGUCUGGCUGGAAUUGAAGAACGUUAACGUUAAGGACGCGGGACGGUACACGUGCACCGCGACCAACGAAGUCGGAGCAGCUAGCAGCACAGCUGACCUAGUUGUCAAAAAAACGAUAUUCCCACCUGUAUUUGGCAGAAGGCUUCAAGCUCAAGUUGUGAAACGCGGCGAUCGCGUUAUAAUGGAAGUAGAAAUUACAGGAACUCCGGAGCCCACCGUGUCGUGGUUUAAGGAUGACAUACCGAUCAAAGAACGCCCACCUGAGUUAAGAAUUAAACAGCAAGGGAAUUGUUACAUGUUAAUCAUCGAAAAAGCUGAGAUGGAGCAUAGCGGAAAAUAUAUGGUCCGAGCAACGAACGCUGGUGGAGAAGCGCAGAGCAUAGCCGACUUCGCCGUUUUCGAGCCAACACCCGAUACGAUGGUUGAAGUUCACAAAACUGUCAUCUACGAGAACGUGCAGGAUCAGAAGUCCGAGGAAAAGAAGAGCGAAGGAUUUUCUAUGAAACCGCCGAGCGCUUAUUUACCACCGGUUACAACUAUCCAACCGAGUCCUUUGAAAAUCCCAGCGCCGAGCGUAGUAUCUUCGUCGAUUUCGCAAAAGACGCACACAGUUGAAAAAAUCGAGAAACCGGAAAUGUCUCGUUCAGAAACGAUUUCAUCCACCGUGGAGUCCCAUCAAACAGAAACCAAAUCCGAACAGAAAUACCACAUGAAACUCGAGCACAAGAUGCCAUCGAUAACUUCAGAGCCACAGAAAGGAGGAGAAACCUCGAUCAAACAAGUCAUUCACGAAGAAAAGAAGAUCGCCGAACCAGCUGGCACAGUAUUCGAAGAGAAAACCACGAUCGAAAACGAGAACAUCGAAACAUCCACCAUCGCUAAGAAAGACGCCCUAAGUUUCUUCGAAUCGAUGACGAAGGAAGCAGAAACAGCACCAAAAGGUCCCAAAGAAAUGAUCAAACUGGUAGACGACACAGAUGGCCACGAAGUGAAGGUUGGCAAGCUAUCGAAGAACUAUGAAAAGUCCACGACCUUCCAGGAGGUGAAGAAGCCAGAACCAAAACCCCAAGAGUUCCAAACUAAGAAGAAAGCAGUGCACGAGAUCUUCACUAAACUGGAGCAAGGGCCCGGUGCGUCGAGAGGUGUGGACAACAAACUAUUCGAUUUCCCUUACGAAUCUUACAAACCAGUGGAAACGAAAAAGACAGUGCAAGAAACAUACACCUCAGGAUCAUCGUCCUUUCAAGGCUCCUUGACGAUGAAAACGGAGUCCAAAUCCGAGAGCUCUGAACUGCUGAUGGGCAGCUUUAAUUUGCAACCAGAACCACCGCCAGAGAUAGGCUACAUGCCGAAGCCCGAGGAGAUGCAGAAAAAGCGUCUCGACGUAUCGGUGAAAGCUAAACAGCUUCAAGAAUCCUUUGACAAGAGUUUGUCCCCUAUUGACGCACCGAUUGGCGGCGUGAAGAUCUUCCCAUCAGCCCCACCUCCUAAAGUCACUCCUGAAGUUCCCAAACCUGUUGCGCCAACUUUUUCGAUGCCUCCACCACCGUUUGAACUGGACAAGAAAGAAGUAGUGGAAGAGCUGUGUGUGAAGAAAGACAUCCACGAAAAGAAAGACUUCGUGCCAAGUUUGAGGCCAACGUCGCCUACCAGCAGACCCUGGUCAUCAUCAUCAGACUUCGAGACUAGGUCCCACGUGUCUACCGAUUUGUCUGAAUACAGGUGUCACUCAGCUGCGUCCAGCCACCAGGAAAUUCUGAGAUCAACUUCGCCUAGACCAUCAGCAGAUGCUUUAGCAAUGGAAAAGUCAUGGGCUAAGAAGUGCGCAGAGUCGACUAGAAAGUCCUGGCCGCCUCAAGAGGAAGCUAAAGUGAAGCAGGAUUGGCAGGUCCCUAGUGAAGAUUAUAAAACUUCUACGAAGGAAUUCAAGCGCGAAGUGGAAGAGACACCUGAAGGCACCAAGAAGACCAGCAUGGAGUCCUCCAGCACUACGGAGAAACGUUCUUGGAGCUCGAAGCAGGAGACGAGCGAGAAAGUGUGUACCAGGCCUGUUUCGCCACCUAGAGUUCAGCCUAUCAUCUACAACGCGGAGACGAUCAAAGUGGACCACACAGUGAAUAAAAUCGAAGAGAAGUCCAUGUUCGAGAAAUAUUCCAGCGAACGUGAUAUGAAAAAGUCAGAGGUGUCUGAGAAAAUCGAACAAUUUAGCUCGAAGAAAUGGUCCGCUGCUGAUGAUCUGAAGGCACCUGGUCUGGUGAGGAGCGUAGAACCACCUAAGAAACCUGUUAGUCAGGUAUACCGCCCACCAGAACCAAUGCCAAUGACAGGAGAAAUCGUUUUAAAACCUGGCCCACCUCCUGAGAUAGGCUAUAUACCAGCACCAGGGAUCGAGGAGGUGAAGCUGGAAAAGGUUGAUAAGGGAUUCAAAGUGUCCAAAGAAUACCAGACAACUAAAACACCUCCAGUAAGUGUCUCUCCAGCUCCUAAAAGAGAGGAGCCCCCAGCAUUGCCACCAAAGGAUGUUAGAAUGACUCCUCCCCCGAUACCUGCUAAGCAACCAGCUCAGGAGCCUCUGGAGCCGUUCCCAUUUAAACCUGCCUCUGUACCAUCACUCCCAAAGACACCUAAACCAGCUACUUCUGUUCCCACCCCUACCAAAUUUGUUAAAGGAACCUUCACUCAAGAAAGUGAUUACGAGUCAGACAUAGACGGACACAUGAAGGCAAAAUGGAGGCCUUACGAAAGUGACACCGAAGAGCCUCGCUACAGAAGAGUCCAACCUCCAGUGGUCAAGCAGCCUAGCAGACCUAGGUCCACAGAACCUGAACCGCUUCCCCCUUCUAAGUUCGAAGUUCCACCGACGCCCACUGCUUUCUCAGCAUCGACUAUCAGCAAGCAGAGCCAAGAAACCAUCAGCAAGCAGAGCCAGGAAACCAUCAGCAAGAAGCAAACUAUUGUAAAAAGGCAGGAAAGGGAGGUCAAGCAACAGCAGCAGCAACAGUAUCAAGUGCCCCAGUCAACUCCAGUGGAACUGAAACCGGGUUCUCCUCCAAUUUACGUUCAAACGGCCUCAAAGAGUCCAACCCCAAAGAGUCCUAUGCCAAAGAGCCCAUCCCCUAAGAGUCCAACUGUUAAGAAGCCGGAAUCACCGAAAUUUAAAGUGAAGACGUUCCAGCAGGAGAGUGGCUACAUGGCUGACACUGAUGAGCCUUUUCAGCAGAAAAGUUCUACGGCGUCUGUGCAGAAGAGUUUCGGUAAACACGAGUCCUCGUCGACCACUUCUCAUUCUGAGUCCCGAUCCUCUUACAUGGAGAGUCGGUCAGAGAUGUUUGAAAGCAAGAGUUACGAGAGUCAUCAGAAGAAGAUGGAGUCUUCGUUCGGCUCAUCUAGUGCCGCGUCUCCUACUAAGACUGCCCAGCAACCGGGAAGUUAUCAGCAGCGCAGCUCUUUCACGGAGAAGAGUUACAGCUCCGCAGGCAGCUCGCCGUCGAGAUUCAUGUCCACGAAGGAAACUCUUUAUACCGCGGAUCAGUCGCAGAAAAAGUUGGAGACAUCGAAGAAGAUUCUGCCGCCCUCUCCGAGUCCUUCAAAGUUCGUGAAGAGUGAAUUUCGUGAAAGCGACUACGAGAGCGACUAUGACAGCAGAAUACCGCCACUUUGGAAGCCACGAGGCUAUGAAAGCGACGACCAGACUUUCAGACCCGUGAAACCUAAUCUAUCUGGUCCAGGCAAGCCAAAGGAGCCUCCGUUGCUGAUCGAAGAGGUUUCGAGGCCGAAACAGCCCGAGAAGAAGGACGAGAGACGCGUCGCUACGCCGACCAAGACCAAAAGCGUCUUGCUACCUGGCUCUCCGCCGGAAAUCGCUUACGCGCCGCCACAAUCGCAGCCAACCUACUACGAAGCUCGUUCCGGGAUACCGUUCCAUAAUGCGAUUGGCACUGAGACGAAGAAGACGGUUAGAAUGGACGAAUCGACGGAGAACAGCAGGAGGAUCGUUACUAUGGAACAGACCAGUCGGGUUAUCAAGUUUGGGGAUACCCAAAAGACGGCUACUGAUUUCGGUAGCUUCGAGACUGCUCCGCCUGCACAGAAGCAUAAGCCACAGUACAGAGUACCGGUCCCAAAGAAGUUCGUUCAGGGUCAGUUCAAAGAGUCCGAUUACGAGAGCGACAUUGACACCAGGAUCAAACCUAAAUGGGCACCUCCAGACAGUGACACUGAAGAGCCAAGAUAUAGAAAGGUUCAGCCACCUGCCAUAAAGUCUCCUAGGUCUUCUAGCGCCCCAGUUAGGCAGGAACACGUGGUGUCGCCUAUGGAAUUCGAUAGAGGACCACCUGUCCUAAAGAAACAGACUUCGAUGACGCAGCUUAGGGACGACAGAACGAGGAAGAUCGACACGGAGACGAAGAGAGAGGCUGCUUCCAAGAGGGAGGAGCUGAAGCCUGGCUCGCCACCAGAGUUUGGGUUCAUUUCGAGGACGGAUGUGAAGAAGGCAGCGAAUCACGUCGCGUCACGUCACAUGAGCGACAUGACCAGCAGCUUCAAGUCGAAAACCGAGAAAUUCGUCAGCGACAUCCAGUCGGAUCUGAAGCAGGGCAAGCCGAUCCUGAAGCAUCCGGUCGACAGCCGAGCCACCGAUGCUGACGAGCCGCGAACAUACAGAGAGGAGUCACGGCUCUCGGAACACGGAACGAAGCAAAUCGACCCGGACACCGGGCUGAUAUACUUCAAGUACGACUUCGGCUACGAGUUCGGGAUCGUGUUGCCCGGCGAGGGAAAGAAGACAGUGGCCAGCACCAACCGAACGAUACAGGGCCAGAGGCGCGCCAGCGACAUCGAGGUGCCGAUCGUCCACGAGUUCACCACGAGGAAGGAGAACGGUUUCGCGAAAAGAACAUCGUCGACGACCCCUUCGAACCGCCAGGGGAAGCCUGCUGGUAAAUUCGGCGCUUCGAAGACGGUGAAAUGGGAGCCGACGUCGGAAAGCGAGUUCUCGGAGGCCGAGGACGUGAGAAACGCGAGAAAAAGGCACACGGACGGCGCGAUGGCGCCGCCUAGCCUCGUCAUACCUUGCUCGCCAUCGCCAUCCAGAUGGGAUCAUACGACGCCCAGUCCGCUUUCCUUGAGCCCAAGCUUACCGAGCCUUUCCCCCAGAUACAGUAGCGCAACCGGACCACCUAGCAACGUCGACUCCGCAGGAUCACCGUGGCCAACUACGAACGGCGUGGCCUCGAGCAAAGAAGUGAUUCAGCCUUAUCUCGAAAUACUACCGAAGAAAGCUCCACUUUUCAUCACGCCACUGAGAGACAUCGCGGUGGUGAGCGGGCAAACAGCAAGAUUCGAAUGCAUCGUCCAAGCUGAACCGCAGCCGAACAUCCUUUGGUCGAAGGACGGUAGGAUUGUCGAGAACUCUACGAGCCAUGACAUUCACUAUAGAAAUGGUGUUUGUCGUCUGACCAUAGUGCGAGCCUUUCCCGAGGACGCUGGCACUUACGCGUGUACCGCAACUAACAGCUUAGGUUCAACGGUGACAUCCGCCACGUUGCAGGUGCCAGGUGUGCCAUCGCCAUUUUACGGCACCUACCGCGACCAAAACGUCGCUGAAAGGACGAUCGAGAGUCCACCGAAAUACGUGGCUCUGAGGGACCUCUUUCUGCCGCAGGAGAACGACGUCAAGCACAUGACUCCCAUAAAUCGUCAACAACAACAUUACGAUUUCUCCAUGGAAACGAGCUUGUCCGCGGAACGCAGUUACGCAGGUGGUAACUAUUUGGAGAGGCAAAAUGCGUCGGAAGAAUGCGGCGAGAUAACGAGUCGAAAUCCGAUAGCGAGGCGGCUCGAGUAUUCCGAUUUCGAGGCGAACGGUUUGUGUCACGAUGCCGGUGAUUUCUGCUACGAUCGCGAAUAUUCCCCGUGCACUCCGUGGAAGGUGAAGCGUCCGGAUAGCGUUCAAGGGGAGAUUGUGAUGCAGUCGACGCCCACGGUACCAACAUUUAGUGGCAGACCCGGUGAUCCAUCGCCGCCGGUCUUCGAGCAAAUCUUCAAGAACGCCAGAUUCGCGCAGGGUGGUAACGCGAUUUUCGAAGGGCGGGUCAGGGGUAACCCGAAGCCCACCGUUUCCUGGACGCACAAAGGAGCCCCGUUGUUAGAGUCAUGGAAAAUUCGGAUGUCUUACGACGAUAAAACCGGUACAGUCACCCUGCAAAUUAAUCAGAUCGGUCCGGGAGACGAGGGUGAAUACACUUGCAGUGCUAAAAAUCAGUAUGGCGAAGCGAUUUGCUCAGUCUACAUUCAGCCAGAAGGAUUCGGACCUCCGCAGCAGCAGAUGGGUACCUACAGGAAGGAGUACCAGCAAAGUUUCCAGUCGACCGAACAGAAGAGCCAAACAGGAAGCCAGACUUUCCAGCAGCGCAGCUAUCAGCAAACGAUUGACAAACGAAGCUACAUGAACGGAUCCUCCACCAGCAUCGAGGACUUCAAGGUCGACACGUUCGAGUACAGACUGCUGCGUGAGACAGAAUUUCGAGAGUCGAUUACCCGCCGCUUCGUGGGCGAAUCGGACGCGCAGAUUUCGACGACGGUGGAUCGUAACCUGGGACCGGUUGCACCUCCGCAGUUCGCGCAGAAGCCGAGAAACUCGAAGCUCGUCGAAGGAUCGGACGCCGUUUUCACCGCGAAAAUAUCUGGCAACCCGAAACCAAGAUUAACUUGGUUCAGAAACGGCCAAAGGAUCCGCGAUUCCCAACGCGUAGAGAUGAGCUAUUCGAAUCAGCAAGCCACAUUGAAGAUCAGAGUCGCUUUACCGGAAGACAGCGGCCAUUACACCUUGCUCUCAGAGAACCCUCAAGGUUGCACCGUCAGUUCCGCGUACCUUGCGAUCGAGUCCAGCGCGGAUCAAGUAGAUCAGGCAUACCAGACCUAUCAAAAGGAGACGGUGAAGGCCCAACAGCAAGUAGAAUCGACCGGCGAGUCCGACUCUGGCAAAGUUCUGCCGCCAAAUUUCGUUCGCACCUGCAGCGAUCGUGAUGCUACCGAAGGAAAAAUGACUAGGUUUGACUGUCGUGUAACCGGCCGUCCGUAUCCGGAAGUAACAUGGUACAUAAACGGGCAACAAGUAGCCAACGAUUUCACCCACAAGAUCCUGGUGAACGAGUCCGGCAAUAACUCACUGAUGAUUACAAACGUGAGCCGCGCUGACGCCGGCGUCGUCACCUGUAUCGCGAGAAACAAAGCCGGCGAGACGUCCUUCCAAUGCAACCUGAACGUCAUCGAGAAGGAGCAAGUGGUCGCACCGAAAUUCGUAGAACGGUUCACCACGACAAACGUCAAGGAAGGUGAACCGGUUGUGUUCAUGGCGCGCGCGGUUGGCACGCCUGUGCCGCGUAUCACUUGGCAGAAGGAUGGUGUACCGUUAACACCCGGACCGGAUGUACGUAUAUCAACGGAUGGCAGUGGAGCUUCGACUUUGGACAUAUCCUGCGCGAAACUGUCGGAUGCAGCUUGGUACCAAUGCACUGCGCAGAAUGUGGCCGGCUCGACAGCCACCAGAGCACGGCUUUUCGUGGAGACACCGAAAGGAGCAGCCCCCGAACCAAGACGCCUGAAUUUACCCCGACCGACGAAAGUCAUCGAACCAGAACCAGCGCCUGGCCCCGAAGUGAUUUAUUUGCGGCACGUGGAACGUGCCAAGCCGUAUUUGCCUCCACCCGAGGAGGACAGAGUUUAUCCACCGCCACGUUUUAUUAUACCAUUGAGGGACGUCCAUCAGAUCGAGGGUGGACGUAUUCACUUCGAGGCCAGAAUCGAACCGGUGGGCGAUCCCACUAUGAGGGUAGAGUGGUAUGUUAAUGGAAGAGCUCUCGAUGCGAGUUCCCGGGCGACUUCCAUUUUCCGAUUUGGCUUUAUCUCUCUCGACCUCAUCAGUAUCGUUAUCCAAGACAGCGGCGAAUACUUGUGCCGCGUCGUGAGUUCGACUGGAGUCGCCGAGUCCCGAGCUACCCUCAGCGUGACCCCACGCGCGACAAUCGAACAGGCUAGUCAACACCCCGACAGCCUCCAAUAUAUCCAACAGCUCGAGGAUUACAGCAAAUAUCAAAGGCAGGAGAGUGUGGAGGAGAUCUCUUCACAGCGGCCGGCCUUCAUCCGCCCGCUCCAGGAUCUAGGAGAGCUGCAGGAAGGUCGGAACGCCCAUUUCGAGGCGCAGCUGACCCCUGUUAGCGAUCCCACGAUGAAAGUGGAGUGGUACAAGGAUGGUAGGCCGAUCACAGCUAGCUCAAGAAUCACAACCAUCUUCAACUUCGGAUACGUCUCGCUCAAUAUAAUGCACCUACGAGCUGAAGAUGCGGGUUCUUACACCGUGAGAGCUGUGAACCGCUUGGGAGAGGCCGUCAGCUCCGCGUCUCUUCGUGUCUUUGCACGCACAAGCGUUACUACAGAAUUGGGAAUCCCCGAGCAACAGAGAUAUAUCGAGGCUGCCGAGGAGUUGGAAGCCUACCAACAGGCCAUGCACCAGAAGUACGUACAGGAGCAGCCUGAACCGACUAGCCCACCGGAAUUCAAAUCACCUAUCAAGGAUCAGAACAGCAUACGAGAAGGCGGAUUCGCUCAUUUUGAAGCGCGUUUAGAGCCGGUCGGCGACGCUGACCUCAGAGUUGAAUGGCUCAAGGACGGACGCCCUGUAGAAGCUAGUUCACGUAUUACGACAUUCUUCAAUUUCGGUUACGUAGCGCUCACCAUCAAAUACGUGACGAUCUACGAUGUCGGCGUGUACACCUGCCGCGCGUACAACCGCGUCGGUGAGGCACACACCACCGCUCAAUUAAGCGUGAUCAGCAAGAACGAUGUCAUUUAUGACAGCCAGCACCCCACCGGUCUCCAAAAGAUCCAGACCCUGGAGGAUUCUAGCAGAUACUCACGACAAGUGCAAGAAGAAACCCAAGUCACUCAGGCACCACGGUUCCUAGGGACAUUGAAGGGCACUAAUAAAAUAGUUGAAGGACAACGCGCACACUUUGAAGCUCGCGUCGAGCCGCAAAGUGACUUAACAAUGACCAUCGAAUGGUACCAUAAUGGAAAGCCAAUCACCGCAGCGAACAGAAUUCAAACUUACCAUGAUUUUGGCUACGUUGCCAUUGACAUUCUUCAAGUUAGACCCGAAGAUGCUGGCACCUACACUGUUGUCGCGAGGAACGCCCUUGGCGAAGCUCGAUUAUCAGCUACCAUGGUCGUAGAAACACGUUCGAGUGUUGACACCAGCAGCAUGCACCGUACAUCCUACGAGAAAACUCAGCGCCUCGAAGAAUCGAAGUUCGUCGAACCUCACUACCAUAUCGAAGAAAUUUCGAAAUCGAAACCGAUUUUCGUUCAACCAUUGAGCGAUCCUAAGCCAGUAAGCGAGGGCAAGAACAUCCAUUUAGAAUGCCGCCUGGAACCAAUGGGCGAUCCAACGAUGAGGGUCGAAUGGUUCCAAAAUGGCCGACCGGUCACCGUCGGUUCCAGAUUCAGAACUUACUAUGACUUCGGUUUCGUCGCUCUGGACAUCGUGCACUCGACUGUCCUCGAUUCUGGCGAAUACACCGUUAGAGCCACUAAUCAUCUCGGCACUGCUCAUACCUCAGCCUGCGUGAGGGUCAUUGGAAAAUCUGAUGUAGUCACUGAAACGCAACACGAACAAUCGCUGGAGCAGAUUCAGAUGUUGGAGGAUUCUGCAAAAUACCGCAGGACGCAGCAAGAAGAAGUGACAGUAAUGCAAGCUCCUCAAUUCACUCGACCAUUGCACAACAUCGAGACUGUCGAACUGACGAAUGUCCAUCUCGAAUGUCGUCUUCAGCCAGUUGGCGACGCCACGAUGAAAGUCGAAUGGUUUGUAAACGGCAGAGCAGUGAAGACGGGUCACAGAUUCCGACCAUCCUAUGAAUUCGAUUACGUGGCACUCGAUAUUCUUGGUGUGUACCCCGAAGAUUCAGGUGUGUACACUUGCCAAGCCAGAAAUCAGCUCGGAGAGGCCGUCACCUCUUGCUCAGUGAGAGUACACGCAAAGAAAGAUUUGCUUUUGGAAACCCACCACCCUGAAGGCUUGGAGAGAAUACAAUAUUUGGAGGACGCCUCUAGAUAUAAGAGGCACGAAAUCGUUGACGAGGUGGUGAACGUUAAGCCUAGAUUCAUCACUGCUCCGAAAAACCAAGAGAACCUGCGUGAAGGGCAACACGCGCAUUUCGAGUGCAAGCUGGAACCUGUGACGGACUCGAACUUGAAGGUCGAGUGGUUUAAGAAUGGUCGUCCGGUUACAAUAGGACACCGAUUCCGUCCGAUACACGAUUUCGGCUACGUUGCUCUGGACGUGAUCGACCUGAUCGCCGAGGAUUCAGGCACUUACACCUGCCGCGCAGUGAAUCUCGUCGGCAGUGACGAAGUUUCCUGCACGUUGUCUUGUCGGUCGACCGCCCAGGUCUUGACGGACACGCAAAACGAGCUCGGUCUCGAGCGCAUUCACUAUCUCGAAGACAGGACCAAGUACCACCGACAAGAAGUUGUCGAAGAAACAACAACUCAGGCGCCGAUUUUCACCACGUCGUUGAACAACGUGGAGAUAAAGGAAGGACAGAGAGCUCAUUUUGAAUGCCGAUUGAUACCAGUGUCCGAUGUAACGAUGAAAGUCGAAUGGUUCCACAACAACAAGCCAGUCAAGGCUGGAUCUAGAUUCGUCGAGACGAAUAACUUUGGCUUCGUCGCGCUGGACAUUAUGUAUGCGUACCCUGAAGAUUCUGGCACGUACACUUGUCGAGCGAAGAAUAUCAUUGGCGAAGCGAUUACUUCGGCAACUGCAGUUGUGCACUCGAAAAAAUCAAUCUACAUGGAAACUCAAAACGAGGAGACCCUGCAACGUCUUCGCUACCUGGAGGAUACUUCGCGUUACCAACGCAAAACCACAACGGAGGAGACAGUUACGCAAGCACCAGUCUUCACGAUGCCUAUCAAGGACCUCAAAGUCGCUGAAAAUCAAGCAGCCCACUUCGAAGCUCGCGUUAUUCCUGUCGGCGACUCUAAGUUGAAAGUUGAAUGGUUGCGAAACGGAGUUCCCAUCUCAGCUUCUAAUCGCGUGACCACGAUGCACGAUUUCGGAUACGUCGCUCUGAACAUGAAAUAUGUGAACCCUGAAGACUCAGGUACUUACACUUGCCGUGCAGUGAACGAUCUCGGAGAAGCAGUCACGUCUGCUACACUCUUCGUACAAUCGAAAGCAGCGCUUCAAUUGGAGUCGCAGCACGAGAGCGCGCUGUCGAAGAUCCAGGCACUGGAAGACACCAGCAGGUACCAGCGCCGCGAAGAAGAGGAGAUCGUCGUGAAAGAGAAGCCCCGGUUCACUGUCCAACUGAACGGGCCGACCAGCCUGGUCGAGGGGCAAAGCGCACACUAUGAGUGCCGCAUAGAACCGUACCCAGACCCGACCAUGAAAGUCGAGUGGUUCCAUAACGGCAAACCACUGUCCACCGGUCACAGGUACAGGACCACGUGCGACUUCGGGUUCGCAGCGCUCGACGUGCUGACCGUGUACGCCGAAGACUCUGGCACGUACACCUGCCAGGCCACCAACAAACUUGGAUCGGCGCAGAGCUCGAUCAAUCUGACCGUGAAAUCUCGCGCCUCGAUCAUCCGUGAAACGCAACACGAAAGCGCUCUGAAGAAGAUACAGUACCUCGAAGACGACUCGCGUUACAAGCGUGUCGAUGAGGAGGAAUUGAUUAUCGCCGAGAAACCGAAAUUCGGUCGUCCAUUGAAGAACAUUGAACACCUUCCCGAGGGCAAGAGUGCUCAUCUUGAGGCCACUUUAACACCUGUAAACGAUCCAACGAUGGUGGUAGAGUGGUACAGGGAUGGAAGACCGAUUCCGCAAGGUCACAAGUUCAAGACCACUUAUGAUUUCGGAUAUGUUGCCCUGGACAUCCUCUAUGCUUAUCCGGAGGACUCUGGAACCUACAUGUGCAAAGCCAGAAACGCUGUCGGCGAGGCUGUUACCACUUGCGUGAUUAGCGUUGACUCGAAACAAGGCCUCUUCUUGGACACGUUGGACGCCCAGCGUUUGCAGAAGAUUCGCGAGCUGGAGACAGUGGAGGUGAAACAAGAAGUCGAGAAAGAGGUUGUGCACCAGAAGCCCGUUUUCCUGACACCGCUGAACAACCUGGAUCAUCUAAAGGAGGGCGAGCAUGCUCAUUUAGAAUGCCGCGUCGAACCUAUCAACGAUCCAAACUUGAAGAUAGAAUGGUUCGUAAAUGGUGUCGCUGUAAGAACUGGACAUCGCUUCCGCAAGACCCACGAUUUUGGAUACGUUGCACUUGAUAUUCUGUAUACCUAUCCUGAAGACUCAGGCACUUACAUGUGCAAAGCUACUAAUUUGGCUGGCGAGGCUGUCAACACUUGUACCAUCAAAGUAGGCUCUCGCCGUAGUAUUCUCCUGGACACACAACAUCCCGAUGGUUUAGAAAAGAUUCGCGAACUCGAAGCCCAUGGACAUCCAGCCCGUUUGGAAGUCGAAGAACCACCAGUGACUCCUCCAAGAUUCGUCACUGAACUAAGGGGUACCACUGAAGUGUACGAAGGCCAAACAGCUCACUUCGAGUGUCAAGUGGAGCCUCUUCACGAUGCCAACUUAAGAAUCGAGUUCUUCCACAAUGGCAAGCCUCUGCCAUCAGCUUCCCGAUUCCAUGUGACCUUUGACUUUGGAUACGUGGCUUUGGACAUCAGCCACGCAGUUCCUGAAGACGCAGGACAGUAUUCUGUCCGAGCGAUCAACGCUCUCGGACAAUGCGUCUCAUCGAUCGAACUCAAAGUUAUUCCACGCGACAAUAUUAUCCUCGACUCGCAGCGUCCUGAAGGCAUGGACAAAAUCCGCGAGCUCGAAGCUCAGCAGCCCUGGAAGAGACCGGAGAUACCGGAACCGCAGACCAGGCAACGGCCAGUUUUCACUCAGCCUUUGCAGAACAUUGACGCUAUUCCCGAGGGACAGACUGCUCACUUCGAGUGCAGGCUGAUACCUGUGGGAGACCCUACAAUGAAGGUCGAGUGGUUCAGGAACGAAGUUCCUCUCGAGACAAGCUCUAGAAUUACCAAAGUCCACGAUUUCGGAUUCGUGUCCCUGGAUAUUACUCACGUGCGCGAGGAGGAUGAAGGUGUCUACAUGUGCCGUGCUACCAACGCGCUUGGUGAAGCGGUCACUACAGCUUCAAUGAAGAUCAAGAGUAAAGCUAGUAUACAAUUAGACACCCAACACCCUGAAGCCCAACGCAAGAUCGCACAGCUUGAAGCUGACAAACCAGGCCGUGCUGAAGAGCCAGAUAAAGUAUUCGACAAACCGAUCUUCACGCAACUGUUGACGGGUCCCACAGAAUUGUGGGAAGGACAAAUGGCUAGAUACGAGUGCAGAGUCGUACCUGUUGGUGAUGGCAGUUUGAGAUUCGAAUGGUACAUAAACGGAGUUGAACUGAAAAUGGGUUCUCGUUUCCACGUGAGCCACGACUUCGGUUACGUGACUCUCGACAUCCUGAAAGUCAUACCCGAAGACUCCGGCGUGUACACGUGCAAGGCGAUCAACAAAGCCGGAGAAGCAGUAUCCUCUAUAUCUCUGAAAGUGAAAGCCCGCUCAGCCAUCGAUGCAGACAGCCUGCAACCGGACGCUUGGCAGAAGAUCCAACUGAAAGAAGCCGAGAUGAACAAGGUCCCAGAAAUGUUCGUGGACACUACACCCCAACAAGCACCGGUGUUCACCAAACAUCUAGAGAGCUUCGACAAACUAGUCGAGGGCCAGCACGUCUACCUCGAAGCCCAAGUCGAGCCAAGAGCAGAUCCCAAUCUUCGAGUGGAAUGGUUCAAGAAUGGAAUAUCCCUACAAACAGGAACGAGACUUCGCAGCACCUUCGACUUUGGCCUGGUGACUCUGUCUAUAAACGGUCUAAGAGCAGAUGACUCAGCAAUUUACACCUGCAAAGCUACAAAUCUACUUGGAGAAGCUGUAUCCACUUGCAGCUUGAAGAUCGUCGAUCGUCAUUGGUUGCUAGGUGACACUCUUCAUCCCGAUGCUCUUCCCAAGAUUGACGCCCUGGAACAACCUCAGGUGACCAGCGCAGAACAACCAGAGCCUACCUAUGAGGAGCCAGUCUUCAUUACUCACUUGAACAACGUAGAAUGUAUCGAAGGUGACAACGUCCACUUCGAGUGCAACGUGGAGCCUUCUAAAGACCCAACGAUGAAGAUCGAAUGGUUCAUCAAUGGAAAGCCCCUGCCAUCUGGAGCGAGGUACAAAUCGACUUACGACUUUGGUUAUGUUGCUCUAGACAUCAACCAUGCUUAUGAAGAAGACUCUGGUGUAGUGAUCGUGAAAGCAACUAAUUCAAAGGGCUCUGCACAGACAUCUGGAACGUUGAAGUGCAUCAGCAAGCAGAACAUCUAUCUUCAGACCCAGCAUCCUCAAGGAGAAGCUGGUCUGCAGAAAGUCAAAGAAGCAGAGGACGCUUACUUGUCCAAAUAUAAGAGACCUGAUGAAGGCCCUGAGCAUGAAUACCCUAAACCAAUCUGGACAGUUCCCCUGCAGCCUGAAUUCAAACUUGGUGAGUCUGAACCUCUUCACUUGGAGGGCCAGGUGGAGCCUAAGGAGGAUCCUAAUUUGAAGAUCGAAUGGUACUUCAAUGGCAAGGCUUUGGAACAUGGGUCCAGGUUCAAGAUGACCAGCGACUUUGGAUUUGUUACAUUGGAUCUGACCGAUGUCUACGACAGAGACUCCGGUAUAUACACAUGCAAAGCUUACAACAAAGCUGGAGAAGCUUUCACAUCCACUACAGUGUACUGCUCGACGAAGGAGAACAUCAUUGAGAGAUCUCAACAUCCUAAGGGUAAAGAGGGUCUGGAAGCUAUCCAAGACCUAGAGGAGUCUCUGAAACGCCAAGAAGGCGGACCACCAGAAAGCGAAGAGGGACAUCCUCCAGUGUUCACCUCGCAGUUCGAAAACUUAACCAACCUGUCCGAAGGCGAAAUCGCUCACUUCGAAGCUUCCCUUACUCCAACUGGUGACCAAACGAUGGUCGUCGAAUGGUUCUACAAUGGCAAACCACUGGAAGCUAGUCAUCGCACUAGAACAGUCUACGCGUUUGGCAUGGUUGUUCUCGAAGUGCUAGGUACUAAAAUCGAAGACUCCGGCACUUAUUCUUGCAGAGCAACCAACAAAUGGGGCAAAGCUGAAAUCAGCGUACAGCUAGAGUGUGUUGACAAGUCGAAGGGUCAGAAGCCCAAGUUCACUACUCAGAUUCAAUCUCUGGAAGGCUUGAAAGAUGGCCAAUCAGCGCACUUCGAGUGCACGCUAAUUCCUGUUGGCGAUCCUCAUAUGAAGGUCGAAUGGUUCCACAAUGGUCAGCCUUUGAGACAUUCCUCAAGGUUCAAAAUGGUGUCUGACUUCGGUUUCGUGGUGAUGGACAUAGCUGGAGUGAUGGCACACGACACUGGCGAGUAUGUCUGCAAGGCAAGCAAUAAAUAUGGCGAGGACUACACCAAGGCAACUUUGAGGUGCUUCGGCAAGAGUGGAGUGUAUCUUGACUCCCUUCAGCCCGAUUCCCUUGCUAGGAUCCGCGAGCUGGAGAGCUAUGGCGGCGAACAACCUGCUACGCCUACCACACCAGUCGCUGAACCUCCUAAGUUCAUCACACAGAUUACUGACAUUACCAAACUUGUUGAAGGACAGUCUGCUCACUUCGAGGCUAGACUGACACCAGUGACUGACCCUGAUUUGAAGGUUGAAUGGUACUACAAUGGGAAGAAACUUCCUCAUGGACAUCGUUACAGGACCUUCCACGAUUUUGGCAUUGUUAUCUUGGACAUACUUUACUGCUACGAGGAGAAUUCUGGAGUAUACGAGUGCAGGGCUUUUAAUAAGUAUGGAGAGGAUACAACGAAGGCAACAUUGAAGUGCUACUCCAAGGCUAGCUUGAUCUUGGAGUCCCAGUUGCCUAAGGGUAUGGAGGGUGGUUUAGAGAAGAUCCAAACGCUAGAGGAUUCAAUGAUCAGGACGAGGGACGAGAAAGUGACCGAAGAACGUGGAAAGGCUCCGGUGUUCACCGUGCCGCUGAGCAAUAUCGAUGGCCUUCGCGAGGGCGAGAGCGCGCACUUUGAAGCUAGACUUACGCCUACCGACGAUCCCAAGUUAAAGGUCGAAUGGUUCUGGAACGGAAAACCAUUGCGAACCGGUUCCCGUUUCCGCACGUUCUGCGACUUCGGCUUCGUGAUCCUCGAGAUCUCGCCGAUCUACCCAGAAGACUCCGGCGAGUACAGCUGUCGCGCUUCGAACGAGUACGGCGAAGCUGUCACCACCUGCACGAUGAAGUGCACUGGAAAACGCAGUAUAAUCUUAGAGUCGCAGUUACCUAAGGGAAUGGAGAGCACCAUCGACAAGAUCGCCGAGCUUGAAGGCCUAGGAAACGAGCCCAGCGCAGCUACACCUGAAGAUGACACCGGCAAGCCACCGGAAUUUGUCACGACACCAUCUGAUUUAACACUAACAGAAAACUCUCUGGCUCACUUCGAGUGCAGGCUGACACCUAUCAAUGACUCCAGCAUGAGAGUCGAAUGGUUCCACAACGGAAAGCCUCUUCUAGCUGGCAGCAGGAUCAAAACCAUUCAUGACUUCGGCUUCGUCAUUUUGGAGGUCGCUAACUGCUACCAACGUGACUCUGGUUUAUACACCUGCAAAGCGACCAAUCGCCACGGCGAAGCUACCGUGUCCUGCAAGCUGCAGGUCCGUGGACGUCAAGGCAUCAUCCUGGAACCCCAAUUGCCUACCAACUUCAAGACUGGAACAGAGAGCAUUCAGAAACUGGAAGAGGCUCUGUACAAGAGGGAUGAAAUUCUGACCGAAGAAGAGACACCUAAUCCUCCUAAGUUUACCGUAGAGCUGAAAGAUAUCGAAGUCGAGGAAGGAGCGCCUAGUCACUUUGAUUGUAGAGUAGAGCCUGUUGGAGACUCUACCAUGCGUAUCGACUGGUUCCACAAUGGACGAUCAUUCGCGACUGGCUCCAGAGUUCAUCAGAUAAACGACUUUGGCUUCAUUUCUUUGGAUAUGUCUUAUACCUACGCCAGGGACAGUGGAGAAUACGUUUGCAGAGCUACUAAUAAGUGGGGAUCUGCUACUACUAAAGCUACCAUCACUUGUAAAUCUAAGAAAACUAUUGACUUCGAGUCCCAGCUGCCAUCAGGCAUGAGCGGCGAGAAACUGAAGGAAUUGGAACGCGGACCAAUCAGCGAACCACCACCGGAAGAGCAGGUGCCGCGACAGCCGCCGAAAUUCAUCACUCAAAUCCAAUCGGCGACCGUUGAUGAAUCCGAACCCGUCAGGUUCGAGUGUCGCGUGGAACCAAAGGAUGACCCGAAUUUGCGUAUCGAGUGGUACCGCAAUGGAAAAUUGAUUCCAGCUGGUCACAGAUACAGGAGCACGUAUGACAUGGGAUUCGUGUCCAUGGACAUCCUGUAUGUCUAUCCAGAGGAUUCAGGAGAAUACGUGUGCAAGGCCGUCAAUGACUUUGGAGAGGAUACUACCAGAGCAUCGGUUUCAUGCAAAAGACUACCGAGCAUCAUUUUGCAAAAUCAAGUGCCAAAGGGCAUGAAGAAAUCGGAAGCGUUGAUGCAAAUGGAAGCGACCAUCAAGAAAUACACAUCCGAAGUUCAUUUAACGGAAGACGACCUAUACGACGCGGACAAGAAACAACCCCCACGUUUCGUUACCCAGAUACAAGACCAAACCGAGUUGGUCGAGAUGAACAGCACGAAGUUCGAGUGCCAAUUGGCGCCAGUCGGCGACCCGAAUAUGAAGGUCGAAUGGUUCUUCAACGGCAAACCGCUGCCGCAGAAGAACAGGUUCACGCCGAUCUACGAUUUCGGCUACGUAGCAAUGAACUUCGGCUGGGUCUACCCAGAAGACAGCGGAGAGUAUCUUUGCAGGGCGACGAACCUUUACGGCAUGGACGAAACGCGCGCCGUGAUCCGAACUGCCGGAAAGCCUGGCAUCAUUUACGAGUCCCAGCUGCCUAAAGGCAUGAAGAGUAUCGAGAAGAUCAGAGAAAUGGAAGCUGCAUGGCAAAUAGUACCUGAGGAAGAAGGUGAAGAAGAAAAGGUGCGAGCACCGCCGACAUUCGUCAGCAAACCAGAACCCGUGACUGUCGAAGAAGGCGAUUGGUCCAGGUUCUGCUGUCGUGUUACUGGUCAUCCUAGACCACGCGUGAUGUGGAUCAUCAACGGACACACCGUGGUUAAUGGAUCACGUUACAAGCUCACCUACGACGGCAUGUAUCACCUGGAUAUACCAAAAACAAGACAAUACGACCACGGAAAGGUCGAAGUGAUCGCCAGAAGUUCGGUCGGCGAAGCUCGCACGGAAACGACGUUGACAGUGAAACCAAGGAGCGACGAUUAUCGCGGAGUGUUGAAGAACUCUCCAAGGCCCUGGUAUGAUUACGGGCUGACCCAAUACCAAACGGAACGACAGAACACAGAGCUCGAGAGAGUGUUCGACGAAAGGCAUCACAACGUCUCGCAGGGUAUCGAGAUCGCCACCGAGCACCUUGGUCAGAAAGUGAUCAAAGAGCCCGAGACAGAAUGGCAGAAAUCCGUGAAGAGCAAGAAGAACGAGGAUUACUACAACAAGCUGAUGAACCUCGAAGAGGAACAGGUGCUGAAGGAGAGCAGACUGAGAGAAUCCAGUCACCAGUUCGCCAUUCCCGGUGAGAAGAUCGUCGCCCACUCCGUGGCUAAGGGGAUGGCACAGAAAUACGAAGAAACCUUGGAAGACAAGAAGGAAGAGACAACCCAGGAAACAACGCAGACAACAAAGUACGUGAAGAAACCACACACAACGGAAGUGGACAUAGAUAUCGAACGCACGAAGAGCAGCGGCAAGUACCCUCCGGAACCAUCGGAGUCAACAGUGCAUGGUCGCGAGGUGCACGUAGCCAAGCAGAAGCAAACGCAGAAGGAGCUUAAAGGCGAUCUAGAGAUCACCAGAAAGAUCACAGCCACGGAAACCACCGAAAUGGAGCACAAGGCGAAGACCCAAGAACGCGUUGUCCAGGGCGCAGUAAAACCAGCUAAACCUCCAGUGUUCACGAAGAAGAUUCAGCCUUGCAGAGCUUUCGAGCAAGAACAAGCGCGCUUCGAAGUCGAAUUCGAUGGCGACCCGUUGCCAAAUAUUAAAUGGUACCGCGAGGACUUCCCGAUCCAAAACUCGCCGGAUCUUCAGAUCUACACGUUCAGCACUAAAUCCGUAUUGAUCGUGAGGCAAGUGUUUAUGGAAGAUUCCGGUGUCUUCUCCGUGAUCGCUGAGAACAGAGGCGGAAAAGCGAAGUGCAGCGCUAACUUGGUGGUCGAGGAGCGCAGAAGACAGCCCGGAAGAGGAGGAGUGGUACCGCCAAGUUUCCUGUCGACUAUUCAGAACACCUCGGUGACUACCGGUCAACUGGCUAGAUUCGACGCUAAAGUGACUGGAACUAAACCUCUGGACGUUUAUUGGUUAAAGAACGGCAAGAAAGUAACAGCGGACAUUCGUUACAAGACACUUGAGGAGGACAAUAUUUACACGCUGCUGAUCCUAGAGACAGUGCCGGAAGAUUCAGGAAAAUACGAGUGCGUCGCGAUAAACAGCGCCGGGGAGGCGCGUUGCGAUGGCGAGUGCACGGUGCGAGGACCCCAGUCCCCGACGAAAAUGGCGAAACCGACGACUCCUGGCGUCGAGAAGGCGCCAACGGUUGUAGAGCCGUUGAGAGACCAAACGAUCAAAGAGGGAACAUCUGUCGCUUUCGCGUGCAGGAUCUCUGGGAAACCGGUACCAACGGUGCAAUGGAAAAAGGGCGACAAGGUGAUCAAGCCGUCCAAGUACUUCCAAAUGCAGAAGGAGGGUGAACUAUGCACUCUGAGGAUCUCUGAAGCGUUCCCCGAAGACGAGGGUGUUUACAAGUGCAUCGCUAAGAAUCCAGCUGGCGAUGUGACCACUUCAGCUAAUCUCAGAGUUCUUGCUCCCGACGCAGCUGACACUUUGCCCAAACUGACACCUUUGAAGGACCAGAUAGUCCUGGAAGGGCAACCGGCGCAAUUCAAAACCCAAGUCACACCAGCUAAACCAAAGCCGACCAUCCAAUGGUAUCGUGAAGGUGCCUUGAUCCCGCAGUCACCUGAUUUCCAGAUGAUACACGAGGGCAACAACGCCGUCCUCCUCAUAGCAACAACAUACGAAGAGGACACUGGCACCUUCACCUGCCGAGCUACCACCUCAGCCGGCACCGUAGAAACCUCCGCCAAACUCAUCGUCAAAAGUAAGAAUUGAAUAAAAGAUACAUGUUCAAUUGCUAACACGAAGCGCGAUUGAAUGGACGGGAUAAGCCUCUAGGGACUGGCGGAGAAACGUGUUCGAAUCUGAGACGUAGAUCCUUCCAAUAAAAAAAGAACAAGCACACAGAAAUUUUCAUUCUUAACCCUUUGUGUCCAGAAUUACUCUUACUUCCUUUGUUUCUCAAAUCUCCCAUACCCAAAACUGUUUGAAUACAUACGAAUAUCAAAAAUACUUCUAUACGGUCAUUAAAACAGAAAUACCGGUACUUCACUCUAAACGAAGUGAAUCGAAGGGUGAUAUUUUACAAAAUAAAGUAGUAUUUCGAAGUACCUUCAGGACACAAAGAGUUGAAACAACCAGAAAAUCAUAGAAAUUUUCCUUUUCUUCGGAAUUAACUUUCAGUUAUGAAUAACGUGUCUAUAAAAAUGAUUCAGAAUAUAAUUUUCAAUAUGAGAAAGCCACAGAAACACAAUAUUUUGGAAGAAACUACAGGCAAACCACUACAAACGGUCUCAGUCCGCGUUUCUCUGUCGAUCGCGCGCCAUCGAGGACCCCGUGCGUGUUUUCAUUCUUUUUUUCGCUUUUUUUCGUUGCCCCCUCUAAAAAGGAAUCCCAUAACCUGCCAUCUCCCCGCCCCGUAUCCCCCGAAUCACUCGCCCCGCCCGACGUUUUAAUCAAAAGUCUCGAGCGAGCCUGGGGAGUUGUGUACUUACUAACUCGUCGUGUUUUUUUGAAAGUAGACGAGCGAGUGAAACGAGACGUUUAGGGAAAAAGGUUUUAAAGCAAAGAGACAGAGGUUCCGAGGAACGGAACACGCUUUCAGGGAAGUGGAUUAAGAGAGCGUGAAAGGGAACAAUGCCGCGAGCGCGCGAAGGUGGUGCUGAAACAAAAGAUUGAGAUCGUUUCGUCGAGGACGCGAGAGAACGAGAAGUGAAACGGGUCGAAGCGGUUUUCGCGGUUCUUGUUUCUCGAUUGUCUUCUACGCUAAGCUGAAACAAAAAAAAAAUACGGAUGCGGAUGACGGAUGCAAAAGAAAAACAAAGAUUACCAUCGAACGGUGCAUAUUUAUUACAAAAUCAACGAGCGAGACGCAUCCGCAUACGUUUUUUCGGGCCGUAGAAGAUUCGCGACUCGCGAGCAGAGAUAUCGAAGGUGGUGCUUCGACAAGAGGAAGUUUCUUUUCCGACCAGAAAAGUUUUCUUCCUCGGCGAGAGACGCAUCGCGAUUUCCUUCCCUUAUUCAGUUGUACAUAAAAAUCCGUAGAUAAACGGGAGGGAGGGGGAAGAAGAAGAACGAUCCGGUUUAUACGCGAUGGAUCGUUCGCGCACGCCGUCUAAGAAUCUAUGAGAGAACCGCGAAAGCAAACCAGGUAGACAGUGACGAAGCAUUGAGCGAUGAUACGAUGACAACGAUACGUCGGCGUGAAACGCGGACAAGAAGAGCUCGUUUACUCGUUCGUUCUUUUUUUUAGUGUCGAUGUUCAUUAUAAACAAGCAUAUACGUGUAUCGUAAACAUUAUAUAUUAUACAUAUGCAUAUACAUAUACAUAUACAUAACUAGAUAUAUAUACAUAUAUAUAUAUACAUAAAUGUAUAUGUAUCAUUUAUAUAUAUAUACAUAUGUAUGUAUAUAUAUGUAUAUAAAUAUAAAUAUAGAUUAUUUGUAAGUGUACACCGUUACCCCGUUCGCCGAUAUACACGUAACACACGGAAAGAGAGAAUUCGAUUCAGUUCUACACCGGCGAGAGAAGUUUAUAGUUACACGACUAAAAACACGCAGAAACCCUCCUUAACAUUCUACUAAUCGAUUAUUUAUUAUUGUACAAUGGAAAGGCCAAUAAAAUCGAUUGUUUUAAGUA
Molecule: messenger RNA, 30076 nt
Organism: Nomia melanderi (Alkali bee)
Lineage: Eukaryota; Metazoa; Arthropoda; Insecta; Hymenoptera; Halictidae
Source: RefSeq, a predicted model, not a curated record